AUGCCUUCUUUAGCAAAACAAAUCUCGCUCCUUGUCGUUACUGCUGCGGUCACGGCUCUAACACAAGACGAGUUUAAUCCUUCACUGCAACAAGUCGGAGCUACGUUUCAGUCCGCAGCGAAAGCAAUAGGCUCAAACGAUGAGAAUGUCUUUAACGAUCAGUUACAGUCUCUAGUUCAUGUGAUGGAAAAGCUGCUUGACACUUUGGUUGAUGUGACGUCACCCAUGUCUCUUGAUUCACUGCCUAGCUUUGUAUCUGCAUAUACCGCUCUUGAGAGUGGGAUUUUAGAUUAUACUCAGCAGAUCAAAGUUUACCAGACUUCGCAUCCCGAAAUGGACAAAACUACUGUGGGAAAAUCUGGUUUGGGCUCGAUAAUUUAUAGCGUUCAAAAGAAGCAGUUCGCCCUGCUUCCAGAGAAUGCACCUUGCAAGUUUAUCGAUGCUAUUUCGACAGCUUCAAACAAAGCAGAAGACUCAAUUAAUGAGGUCAUGGACAGCAACUAUGCAACAGCAUCUCUUCCGGAUUGUGUAGUGAAUUCAGAUGAUGAUCUCCUCGAGAGCGGUGGCCCCGACAGCAGUUCAGCGAGUAGCACCGGGAAAAGUCCUGUGCCCAGCUUGACUGAAAGCGAGCCCACAGCUCUGACUGUUACUUCUUUCAUGGAUUCUGAAACGACCAUCACUGACUUGGUUAGUUGUAAUGUAUGUGUCUCGAAGAAGUCGAAAAUGACAAACAUCAUAUCUUCUACUUUAUCGCCGACGCUAAGCAAGAGCAGCUUGUAUGACACCUCUAAAACUGAUUUAAAUGCUGAAAGUACAGCAACCUCAGUUUCAAGUGGAAUCUUCCGAAACUCUUCUACCAUCACGCAAACCACAGACCGGGCAACAACCAGCAUUAGCACCCCGUACUCCGUGUUACCUACCGGGCCCUCACCAGCCCCAAAUACGACGGAACAUCGGUUCACCACGAUAGUCACUACUGCGUUCACGACAUUCUGUCCAGAGCCAACGACCUUUUGUUACGGUGACGACAAGUGUUCCACCGUAACUGAAAGUACGACACUUACCAUUACGGAUUGCCCUUGCACAGUUGUGGUUCCACUUGAAACCACUAGCACCAAGUACGGACCUGGUCAAAAUAUGACUGUGUCCGUUUCAGUUCCUCAAGGCGAGCCUGUUCCGACCACGGAACUAAAGACGCAAAGUGAAAAUACUGCUGUGCCUACAUCCGGGUCCCGAAACGAGACGAUUUCUCAAAAUCCAUCAAUCGGAACACUUCAGCCUACAUCCGGGUUCCUAAAUGAGACUAUUCUUCAAUCAGAAGGCAGAACGGCCCAACCUACAUCGGAACACCAAACUGCUACGGGUGCUCAACCGACAUUGAAGAGCCAAACCGAGGGAGUCGGCUCCAAUCCACCGCAUACUAAAAGCGAGAUAGUUGACCACCCCACAUCGGUAGUAAACGGUGAAACUUUUACUGAACUCACGCAGGCACCUCCAAGUGGAUUACCCGAAUCUGUCUCAACUGAAAACGUUCUUUUACCCGGCGUCGAAAGCGAAACUGGAGCUGGAAUUAUGCCCACCUCAGAGCCGCAAGCUGCGGUCUCUAUGGUACCUACGUCAGAGCCACAGCCCGGACUUGAUCUGGUUCCGACUUCGACGCCUCAAGGCGCACCUCAGCUAGCAAACAAAGGCUCAAAGCUGGGCUCUGUCCUUGCCUUUGUGCUUUUACCGUUGCUUUUCUAG
This is a messenger RNA of Wickerhamiella sorbophila, 1743 nucleotides long. RefSeq lists its product as hypothetical. NCBI's taxonomy places the organism in Eukaryota, Fungi, Ascomycota, Dipodascomycetes, Dipodascales, Trichomonascaceae. The transcript has a single exon. The coding region runs from base 1 to 1743 and encodes 580 amino acids. The record is from RefSeq and is a predicted model, not a curated record.